AUGCUGUCGGAUUGACAGAGCUAAAUAUAGACUUCAAGCCUCACUUUCUAUACUCGCCACCAUCUUGACUUCAGUUGCUUCUACACUUUUCUCGAGACAGUAACACGGCUUCGUUCUCAUUUGCGCCAGCUUUUGAUUAUUUUGGUUUGCCCUUCACACUAACUUUGAAUCAAGAACUAGGUAUAGCGGGAGAAAGCACCCAAAGAGCCCGCAUGUGUAUAGAGAACGCUGCGUGGCUUUUCGUGCCUAUAUUCCGACCGUAAGCGACAACUCUGCUUGUUUCCGGACCUCUGGUCAUUGAAGGAGAGGCGCGCUCGUGCCUCGAAUACUCCCACUGGAUCUCGACUCUUGGGCACCAUCCAGUCAUUCCAACUCCAUCCUUACGUGACAUCUUGCUCAGUCUUUCCACGCCUGUCACACUAUAUACCUCUGGCCUUCGAUGGGCGUCCUCAAACGAUUUACGAAGGCCGUUGAUGGGACAAUUCCAGUCCCGGCUUUGCUUUAUGAAGACGAGGAUCUACUUGCGUCGCAGGAGGGUGUAGGCAUAUACGAUGGCGCACACGCUUCCUGAUUGUGGAUCACUGCUGCGCUCCACUGCUGCAUACAUCUCGAUCAGGGCAUACUUCACAUUGCCCUGGUCCUUAACCAAUGGUGCAUAUGCCAAGCCCGCAUUUCUAUAAGUCUAUUUCUCUCGCUAUAUGCGUGCGUCUGACGCUAUAACGGGCAUUCUUUCUCAUCUGUCAGUGCUAUCCAGCAGAGCUCUGCCAAGGGCGGCUGUGUGCUAGGAUGAAAUGUAUUUUGCGCGACCACAGCUGAAUUUACGCUUUACAGAACAGAGAAGUCUCCGAAACAUCAGAACGGCACAAUCUACACCACAACGCAUCGUCUGUUUUACAUUGACCAUUCUCAUGCUCGUUCACGUUCAUUCGCACUUGACCUUUCGCAUGUAUCUCGCACUGAUUACUACGCGGGAUUGUUCACCAGUUCUCCGAAAAUCAUGUUGUAUCUCCAUGCCAACUCUACUUCACGAUCGUCAAAUAUUUCUGGAGCAGAGUUGGAAACAUGGGAGUGCGAAGUAUGUAGCUACAAGAAUCCGCCAGGAUUGAGUCCGGCUGCGUCGAAAGUCUGCGGACUUUGCGGUGUACCAAGAACUUCAGUGAAGAACAGCUCUAUUCAUCCUACACCUAUACCAACAAGGCUGAAGCAACCGUCUAUGUCAACUCAUCUAUCGACGUCGCUACCUUCAUCCACAGCGAACCUUCAUACACAUACUAGCCCGUCGUCCAGUCCUUCCGGUGAUGUUGCGACGGGCCAGGAUGGAGAAAUUCCUUGCCCAGCUUGCACGUUCUUGAACCAUCCCUCGUUACUUACGUGCGAGAUCUGUGGUACCACUCUUCCGCGUCCAAACGGUGUCAGUAGACAUCUCGCUGCGAGGUCGGCACCAUCUUCGAGACCUAUCACUCCUUCAGCAGAUGAUGACAAGGAUGAGGAUGACGUUGACGAUACUAGCGAGGCGUCUCGACUUAUACGUCUUAGCUUCCGUAAAGGCGGUGACAAGGCAUUUUAUGCUGUCCUUCGACGAAGUCUGCUGGGCAAGGCAUGGGAGACUAAACAUCUGGGUGGUUCGCGGCGCUCUGUGACACAACACACGAAUUCUGGUCGAGGAGGUAUUAACAGCCUCUUGCGCACAGUCGAGAAUACAACGGCCAGCAAUCAGAGCAACAUGGAGAAUGCGUUACAGGACCUAGAAUCUCUGGCUGUCAAAGCAAGAGAGAUGGUUCGCAUGGCUGAAGAGCUCAACGAACGGCUUACCGCCGUUACUGCGUCCUCAUCCAACAAUACAAUGACAGGUUCCGCAGUCAUUGAACCAGAGGAGGCUACUUUCAUUCGAUCGUCGCUUUCUCAACUCGGUCUGCAGAUGACAAACGCGCCCGUCACGCUCGAUAUGAUACGUGAUGAGCGUCGCUGGCAUGAAGAACUUGCGAGAGAACUCUCUGGUGUGCUCCAAGGGAACGGAUCUUCGUGGAAGCGACCAGGAGACGACGGGGAGCAAACCAGCGGUGGGAUGAUGCGGAAACGUGGAAUCAUUGCCUUGGACGAAGUAUGGGGUGGGUGGAACCGUGCCCGAGGAGUUGCCCUGAUACCCCCGUCGACUUUUCUCUUGGUACUCCCACAUUUGCCAUCCUACACUUCUCCGCCGAUUCACAUGCGUACAUUUUCAUCCUCUGGGCUAUCGGUAUUGCACACGCCUCCAUACACAAAGGCUGCUUUUGCCGCCCGCAUGGUUGGACUUCUCACACUCGCCGGACCGAGAACCACUGUUGAGGUAGCACAAGAAGAACAGCUACCCAUUGGGCUCGCACAGGAGAUGGUCAUCGAAGUGGAAGAUGCCGGAGAGAUCUGCAGAGACGAGGGUGGAAGUGGCGUGGGUAUCUUUGCUGGAAGGGAUGGAAGUGGCGAGGUAAGAUGGUGGGUCAAUAUCUUCAAGGGAUACGUAUGGGAUGGUCAAGAAGGGUAGCAUAUAUUUCCUUAAACCUGACGUAAAGAGGAUUUCUGGAAUUUAUUGAACUUAACAAAACUAAUUAACUUUUAUAUCUGAUCAGAAUUUAUUCAUUUCAGAAUUAUAACAGGCCGACUAGCUCAGUUGGUUAGAGCGUGGUGCUAAUAAUUUCCAUGUUUACGC
Messenger RNA from Somion occarium, 2683 nucleotides. The record is from the annotation of a GenBank genome assembly. Lineage: Eukaryota; Fungi; Basidiomycota; Agaricomycetes; Polyporales; Cerrenaceae.